Messenger RNA from Staurois parvus, 480 nucleotides. The record is from the annotation of a GenBank genome assembly. NCBI's taxonomy places the organism in Eukaryota, Metazoa, Chordata, Amphibia, Anura, Ranidae.
AUAUACACUAUAUUGCCAAAAGUAUUGGGACACCCCUCAAAAUCAUUGAAGUAAGGUGUUCCAAUCACCUCCAUGACCACAGGUGUAUAAAAUCAAGCACCUAGGCAUGCAGACUGCUUCUACAAACAUUUGUGAAAGAAUGGGUCGCUCUCAGGAGCUCAGUGAAUUCAAGCGUGGUGCCGUGAUAGGUUGCCACCUGUGCAAUAAGUCCAUCCGUGACAUUUCCUUGCUACGGUCAACUGUUAGUGGUAUUAUAACAAAGUUGAAGCAACUGGGAACAACAGCAACUCAGCAACUCAGCCACGUAAUAUGACAGAGAGGGGUCAGCACAUGCUGAAGUGCACAGUGCUCAAACGUUGCCAACUGUCUGCAUAGUCAAUAGCUAAAGACCUCCAAACUUCAUGUGGCCUUCAGAUUAGCACAACAGUGCAUAGAAAGUUUGAUGGAAUGGGUUUCCAUGGCCGAGCAGCUGCAUCGAAG